AUGGCCCCAAGGAUUUCAAGAGUGAUGCUUAGUUAUUAUCAGAUUGAUUUGAAACUACAGAACUUAAGAACAAGAGGAUCCUCAAUUGGGUCUACUGGAAUUCUUGGAGAAGAGGAAGGAAAGAGCAACAACUCCCUCGAGCCAAUGGAGAAAAAGAGAGGAGGAUUCACCGCCUCCAUCUUCAUUUUCGUGUUGCUGGCAUUGGAUAACAUGGGGUUUGUUGCAAACAUGGUGAGCAUGGUUCUCUACUUCUUGGGACCGAUGCACUUCAAUCUGGCCACAGCUGCCAACACUCUCACUAACUUCAUGGGAACAAACUUUUUGCUCUCCCUCCUCGGAGGCUUCAUUUCCGAUACUUACCUGAGCAGAUACACUACAUGUUUGAUUUUCGGUUCGAUUCAAAUUGUGGGUUUGUCCAUGAUGACAAUUCAAGCUUAUUCAAAGGCAUUGCAGCCAAAAUUUUGUGGCCUUGACAAGCCAAGUUGUAUGGAAGGCGGUAUCGGGUUCUAUUUUUAUGUAUCCUUGUACUUGUGGGCAUUAGGUUCAGGUGGUGUGAAGGGAGCUCUGCCGGCACUUGGUGGUGACCAGUUUGGUCACAAGGAUGAAGCAAAGAAGCUAGCAACCUUUUUUAAUUUGUUCUUGCUCAGUUCUACUCUUGGAGCAACUAUUGGAGUCACUGUUGUUGUGUGGGUUAGCACGACCAAGGCUUGGUAUUGGGGUUUCUUCAUAUCAACAAUGGGAUCUCUUAUUGGUUUUAUUGUUCUUGCACUGGGAAGGCCUUUCUACCGCCUCCAAGUCCCCCGUGAGAGUCCCCUCAUCCGUGUCUUUCAGGUUAUAGUAUUGGCAAUAAAAAACAGAAGCCUAUCACUGCCAGGGAGCUCUGCAGAACUAUAUGAGAUCAGUGAAAAAGAAUCAGCUUUUACUAACGAGAAAAUUUCACACACAGAACAAUUCAGCUUUCUAGACAAAGCUGCCAUACUAGGGAAAGACACCAAGGCCGAGCCAUGGAAGGUUUGCACAGUUACACAAGUGGAAGAAGUUAAGGUCCUAACAAGAAUGCUUCCCAUUCUGUUGAGCACCAUCAUAAUGAACACUUGCUUGGCACAGCUCCAAACUUUCUCAGUCCAACAAGGAAACAGAUCCAUGAACCGUAAAUUGGGAAAUUUUGAAGUGCCCGCCCCAUCAAUCCCUGUCAUCCCCCUUAUUUUCAUGUGCGUACUCAUUCCCCUCUACGAGUACUUCUUCGUGCCCUUUGCUAGGAAAAUCACCGGACACCCUGCAGGAAUCACACAGCUCCAAAGAGUUGGUAUUGGACUAGUUCUCUCAGCAGUUUCAAUGGCGGUGGCUGGCAUCGUUGAAGUGAAAAGAAGGAACUAUGCAUUGGCACAUAGCCCAUUAGCGCCCGGCGGCAUUAGUCUCUUUUGGCUUUCCUUCCAGUAUGCCAUCUUUGGAAUAGCAGACAUGUUCACUCUAGUUGGACUACUAGAGUUUUUCUACAGGGAAGCACCAGCAGGCAUGAAAUCGCUUUCGACUUCAUUCACAUGGCUGUCACUCUCUUUCGGGUACUUCUUGAGUUCGAUCUUUGUGAGUAUCAUAAACGCUGUGACAGCAAAAAUUGCUCCAAGCAAAUUGGGUUGGUUACAUGGAAUAGACAUCAACCAGAACAAUGUGAACCUCUUUUACUUUUUCUUGGCCAUCCUCAGCUGCCUUAACUUUGCAAACUAUCUGUACUGGGCUUCAUGGUACAAGUACAAGCCAGAAGAGCCUGAAACCAAGGUGCAACUGAAGGAAGUUGACAAACCUCUUGUUAUUGAACAUGAAAAUGGAAGUAAUAAGGUUACUGCAAAAGAAGUCUCCUCUGUUCAAACAGAAGAGAACAAAGAAAAGGUGGCAAGUUUAUGAAGAAGAUAGAUACAUUAACCAAAGCGUUUAAGGGGAGGAAGCUCACUCAGGAAAAGUGAGAUGGGGAGUGAUAAAUAGUUUAAACCAAUGAAGCUACUGAUUGAGCUUGAAAAUGGUAGAAUCAUAGAUAACGGGUGGCAGUCUCUCUUUUUAUCUUAAGUUUGUGUGUUUUGGAAUUUUGGGUUUGGGGCAAGCUGUUUUGAGAAUGUGUGAAGGGUUCUGAGUUGAUUGUGUCCAUCUUCUAUCAUACAAAUGUAUUGAAAAUUUUCUUAUGUUUAAUAAAAACAUAUUUCUCCAAGU
Molecule: messenger RNA, 2202 nt
Organism: Fragaria vesca subsp. vesca
Lineage: Eukaryota; Viridiplantae; Streptophyta; Magnoliopsida; Rosales; Rosaceae
Product: probable peptide/nitrate transporter At1g59740-like
Exons: 6
Coding region: 1-1902 (633 amino acids)
Biological process (GO): transmembrane transport
Cellular component (GO): membrane
Molecular function (GO): transmembrane transporter activity
Source: RefSeq, a predicted model, not a curated record